Mesoplodon densirostris (Blainville's beaked whale) is the source of this 1728-nucleotide messenger RNA. It is a transcript of the gene C16H16orf96, whose product is annotated as chromosome 16 C16orf96 homolog. Bases 1 to 1728 code for a protein of 575 amino acids. The transcript has 10 exons. The record is from RefSeq and is a predicted model, not a curated record. NCBI's taxonomy places the organism in Eukaryota, Metazoa, Chordata, Mammalia, Artiodactyla, Ziphiidae.
AUGAGCUUCUCGCUCACAUUCUCGGAGCUGGUCAACAUCGCCAGCCCACAGUGCGGGGUGGUGAACUUCAAGGCCCUGCACCUCCUGCUCCAGGGUAUCCUGGAGCACAUCCACAUGGCUGACCUUGAGAAGGUCCUCUCAGGGGAUGAGGACUUCCUCCACACCUCACCAGCCAUGUUCAUGCCCCGGGAAGGAGACUCCCAGCCCAUCCUUAACCCCAUGAAGAGGCUCGGCAACGUCUUCGACCACCUGAUGAGCCGUGUGGACAAGAUGGAGAGCCAGCUGGCCAUGCUGCGGGAACUGCCCUCCACCUCCCAGCUGCUGGAGGGCAGCCAGGGCACUGGCCAGCCCGCCCAAGACUUGUGGAACCUGAUAAAGCUCUGUAAGAUAGUGGAGGGCAAUGAGGAAGCCAUGGCCAAGGAUGAAGAACUUGAGAGAAUUUGGGGCCACCAGAUAGAGAUGAUAAAGGACCACUACCUCAUGCUGGACAGGGCAGUGGACAAGCUCCAGAUUCGCCUGGAUGAGUUUAAGGUUGUCCAUUUUCAGAUUAAAAACCUAGAAAUGUACAAGGAAGACAAAAGUGCGAUGGAGCAGGAGCUGAAAGAGAAAGCCGACAGGCGCUCCCUGGCAGGCAAGGGAAGCCGGGCUGACCUGGACGCAGUGGCGAUGGAGCUGAAUGAGACAAUUCAGGGCAUGCUGUUCAGGGUUAUGGCCAAUGAGGAUGACUGGGAGAAGACUGUGGAGCAGCUGGACAAAGGCCUACGCACCAAGGUCAGCACUGUUCAGUGCGAGAGGGGACCAUAUGGGGGUGUGAAUACCAAGAGGCAACUCAUCACCAUCCGCAGUGCCUGCCUGCUGUCGCGGCUGCAGCCGGCCAGCACCAACAGCUACGAGUACCUGCAGCGGCAACAGGUGAGGGAACAGCAGCGGCUGCAGAAGCUCCAGAACCUUGCAGCCCUGGAGGGGAGCCUGGACUCACUGGGCUCCCAGCAGAACUGGGGUGACGGCACCGGAAAUGACACCAACCUUGAUUUCAAAUCAUGUAACUUGUCGACAGUCUACCCCUACGGGGACCCCGAGUUGUUGGACUAUGACUCCAUGAGUCAGGCUGCAGCCCCUGGCGCCGAGGUGGACAUCCUGGGAGCGGACGGGAUCCUGUACAAGGGCCGAAUGAACAGCAAGGACAGGGCGCAGCCUCUGACCGGCGCAGAGAAGGAGCUGGCAGCUGUUAAGGUUCCGCAUCCCCCAGCUCAAAGCCCAUAUGAGGGUGCGCGCCCGAGUGCCUUAUUUGUUGCCAUCUACCCCUGUGAGUACCUGCCCCCCAACUCCCUGGCCCAGCUGGGAUUCUGGCAGGGUCUCUGGGCCCCCCGUCCCAGCCUGGGGCUCUCCUACCCCACCUCAUCCAUAUCUCACCUGCCCUACCCGGACCUGGGCCAGAGAAGAUCCCUCGAGUGGCCCCCACCUGGCACCCAGCACCCUGGCCGGGGCCUCCAGCCAUCCUGGGCUUCAGCUUUACCCUUCAGCCAGCAGCCUGCCCCCCCGCACCAGCAGGGGCUCAGCCACCCCAGGCCCCCAGCCGACAUGCCAGCUCAGCCUCCGUCUCUGCCUCCCCUGCCACUGCUGCCACAGCUGAUGCCAUCCCUGCAGGAUCCCCAGCCGGCCCCAGGGCCUCUGCGCCUCGAGUCCCGAGCUGGCAUGCAGUCCACCAAGGAGCCCACCAAGCUGUGA